Messenger RNA from Corythoichthys intestinalis (scribbled pipefish), 2134 nucleotides. RefSeq names its product arrestin domain containing 1a (gene arrdc1a). Gene Ontology annotation, molecular function: ubiquitin protein ligase binding; ubiquitin-like ligase-substrate adaptor activity. The record is from RefSeq and is a predicted model, not a curated record. Bases 216 to 1676 code for a protein of 486 amino acids. NCBI's taxonomy places the organism in Eukaryota, Metazoa, Chordata, Actinopteri, Syngnathiformes, Syngnathidae. Gene Ontology annotation, cellular component: cytoplasm. The transcript has 8 exons. Gene Ontology annotation, biological process: protein transport.
CUAGCGACAAGAAACAAACCCGCCACUGGCAAGUAACAAUUCUCCCUACCCCCCCCAACAACAACCCCGCCAUAAACAAUAACUUCCAAGCUUGUUCAAGUUUGUCCCUUAAAGAUUAAAUGGAAACCGGAGAUUUGCCCGUUACCAAUUUAGUUACAUUCAAUGUACGGGCACACGAUACUACUGAAACUGAGGUAUUUUGAGUGGCGACAGCCAUGAGCCACCACCUUGAGAAUGUCGUUAUGUGUGCAAAGGGGCGGGUUUGGAAGUGGUUGGAUCACACAGGUGACGCUCGCAGUUUUGUUAGAUCAGUAUUCGGGACAAACAUGGGCAAAAUUGACGAAUUCGAGCUGAAAUUUGACAGCAGUAAAGAAUUUUAUAGCCCCGGCGAAUAUAUUUCAGGAACUGUGACUAUCAAGGUGGGCCAAAAACUACAAUGUAAAGUUAAGGUAAACUGCAACGGUUUCUGUGGCAUCACCAAUAAACUAAAUGAAACAACAUGGACGCUGGAGGAACAAUACUUCAACAAUACAGUUUCUAUUGCAGAUAAAGGUACUCUCAAACCAGGAAAUCACACUUUUCCCUUCAAGUUUCUCAUACCUGGCUCGGUCCCAACAUCAUUUACGGGCAACUAUGGCAGGAUAGUAUACAGAAUCAGAGCUUUCAUUGACACACCACGCUUCAGCAAGGAUUACAGUACAGAGAAAGCGUUCUUCUUGUUGGACGCUCUCAAUUUAAACAAAAUUCCAGAAAUAUGGGGUCCGUGUUCAUCCUCUGUGGUCCAGGAGUUCACCUACAUGUUAUUAAAAACUGGCAAAGUGAUGCUGACAGCGCAGACGGACAAGAAGGGUUACAUACCAGGCCAGAUUAUUCAACUAUCAGCGACCGUCCACAACAAAUCUGAAAAGAGUACAGGAAACAUUAGUGCUUCCCUGGUCCAGAGAGUAACGUAUCACACAAAAAGACCCACCCAUGACCUAAGGGCCAUUGCAGAGUUGGAGGGAGGUCGAGUUAAGGCUGGCAAGGAGAUGGAGUGGAAGGAGCAGAUCAUUGUUCCUCCUCUUCCUCAGUCGAACCUUGCUGGCUGCGAACUCAUAAAGAUUGAAUACUACGUUAAAGUCAGCCUAAAGUCUCCGCAAGUCCUUUUGACAUUACCCCUCCAGAUUGGGAAUAUCUCUUUGGACAACAGGUUUAAACCUUCGCAAAAUGAAGCUCAUCUGACCCCUGCCAAUGUUGAAAACCCAUCACCUUUGCUAGCUUCUGCCCCCACACUGUCUCCUCCUCCCACGGCCCCGAAACCGACUCCUCGUGCUGCUCCUCGCGCCAGACUUUCACACCCCAAUCAUCCAAACGCUCCAUUGGCUGAAUACCAACCAGGAGCUGAGGGUGGUACACUGCCAGAUGGCAACUUCACUAACAAGCGGAACUCUCAACUUGUGUCACCAACAGGAUUUAGUUAUGCUCCUGGCCUCUCCUUCUUGAACAGGCAUCAGAACCAGUCAGGUGUUAACCCAGAAGGAACUCCAAUUGGUGCUUCCACACGGACCCCAACUUCUUAUUCCAAUGUAAACACUGCUAGCUCAGUGUUAACUCCAGCUUCCAUGCCUCCAGACUACAGGAAUGUAGAGUACCCACAAGAGGCUCCUCCUUCCUAUGAUGAGAGCUGUAACACAUGAACUGGGUGGAGGAACAAGAAAUCUACAAGCAUUAGCACAUCAACCGGUGGAAUACAUGCUUGUAAAUGGAACGGAUUAGCUUUCUUAAAAAAUGAAUUUGUAUUUUGAAUCUAAAUUUUAGGUAUUUUUUCUUAAUGCAUAUAUUUUAAAUUAGGUAGGUCAGCACACAUUUAAUAUAUUUUUAAAUGGUUAUAGUAAAAUUGACUUUUUUUUUUUUUUUGGGUGGCUGGAGCUUGACCUGUCAAACGUAUUUGUUGUUGAAUAGAUUUCUAAUUAGUGUAACUCAGCGGAAGAAAAAUAUUUUUCUCAAUCAACUGUAAUUUUUCUCAAUUCCUAAAUACAGUACUGUACUCUGUAGAGGUAAUAGUGUAGAAAAUUAUAAUCAUCAUUUGACGAAACAAAGUUAUUUUCACUUAGAACUGCAUUACCUCAAUAAAACAUUCUUCAACAAAAACUUA